AUGCACUUGCAGCCACUAUGUAACCUGUCUACAGACCUGACCAUCCAUGGAUCAGCAGGUGACUGGUGGCAGAGACAAAGAUGGCAUUUAAGUGGUGAACGCUACAUGAAAAAACAAAAAAAAGUACCACAGAAUUAUCAGGGGUUGGUCUUCAACAAAUUGAGCGAAAUCCGGAAUUCACCAAAACUAUUUUGCAUCCUCAAAUCGCUUUUUUCGACCUCUCAUCAUCUCUGCAGUGCGCCUAUUGCUGUGACCCAAUGCGGCACCUCAAACGCAGCAAACCGGCAGCUGCAGCCUAAAGACGGGAACCCGAACUGGCAAUCGGAAAUAGAUGUACGCGAGAAAUGUUUUUCGAAAAAAAAAAGUACAAACUAUUGCGAAAUUUGCAGCUAUUCAAUUUUUCCAACUUUCCGAAUUAUUCCACCUCUUUUCCCUUCAUUUCUGGCCCCAUCUCUCUCAUAG
Messenger RNA from Australozyma saopauloensis, 462 nucleotides. RefSeq lists its product as uncharacterized. The transcript has a single exon. NCBI's taxonomy places the organism in Eukaryota, Fungi, Ascomycota, Pichiomycetes, Serinales, Metschnikowiaceae. The record is from RefSeq and is a predicted model, not a curated record. Bases 1 to 462 code for a protein of 153 amino acids.